AUGCACCCGAGCCCAACGGCGAUCGGGCCCUCGGGGCCGCGCCGCCCUGCGGGUGAGACGGCCGCCGACCACCUCAGCGCCCUCCCGGACGACCUCCUGCGCCGCAUCAUGUCGUCCCUGAGGGCGUGGGAGGUGGUGCGCACAUGCGUGCUCGCGCGGCGCUGGCGCCACCUCUGGGCAUCCGCGCCCUGCCUCGACUUCCGCCUGCGUCGCUCCACCCGCGACCGCGAGCCGCUCCGCCCCUGCGACUUCUUCUACAGGCUCUUCCUCUUCCGCAACGCGUUGGCACCCGUGGACACGCUCCGCCUGUGGUCCAGCGAUGCGCUGGGGGACUUCGCCGACGACGCCGGCACCUGGAUCAGGGCCGCUAUCAGGCGCGGCGCGCGGGUCAUCCAUGUCGUUGGGCGUCGCGGGUCUCCUGCGCAGUUCGCGGGCGUCCCCUUCAUCUCCUGCCACCUUAGGGUCUUGAAGCUGUCGUAUGCCAGGCUCGACCGCAAGAUCCUCGAGGAGCUCUCUUCUCGCUGCACGUCUUUGGAGGAACUUGACCUCAAGGAUUGCUUGGUGGCAGCGGAUGAGAUCGCCUCUGCCUCUCUCAAGGCUUUGAUCAUGCUCAAAUGCAAGAUCGAGUGUGACUUCUCGAUUGCUGCUCCCAACCUCGUGCUUCUGCGCCUCGUCACACCUUAUCUGCGAGUUCCAUCAUUCAAGAACCUGGGUUCACUGGUCACUGGAACUAUCAUGAUAGAUGACUAUUUCUUGAGUGAUGACUUCAGUGAGGAUGACGAGUAUGAUGAAACCAAUGAUGAUGAUGAUGACGAUGAUGAUGAUGUCAAUUAUGUUUCUGAACACACCAUUGAUCAAGAGGAUUCUGAUGAAACUACUACUACUGAUGAUGAUGAUGAUGAUGCGGCUGAUGAUAAUAGAAAUUAUGGUUCUGAACACAUCAUUGAGCUAGAGCAUUGUGAUGAAACUACUUCUGAUGAUGGCACCAAUGAGGAUGACGAAUAUGAUGAUAGCAGUUAUAACAACAAUUAUGAUCAUGAUAAUGAUAUCGAUAGCGAUGACACCUAUCAAUACAGUGAGAUUGCACAAGAAAGAAAGUACGGUUACCAUGCUGACAGUCAGAAUUCUAGUGAAGAUGAUUACUAUCAUUGCUAUGAAAACAGUGAAAUCAUUGAUGGUGAAUAUGUUGGUGGCCGAAACAUCCUUUGGAGUAUUUCAAAUGUUACAAGUUUGGGGUUGUUAACUGAUGCUGGAGAGGUGGUUCUGAGUAGGGAAUUGAAAAGAUGUCCAUCCUUUAGUAACCUGAAGACCUUGUCCCUUGGUGAAUGGUGUAUGGCUGCUGGUUUCAUUGCACUAAUUUUCCUGCUGCAACAUUCACCUAUUAUACAGAGGCUUUUUCUCCAACUUAAAUUGAACUUUGAUAUCAGAAGCAAAAUGGCCUUGGAAACAAGUAUCAAACUACAGAGAAGAUCAUUUAACUGCAAAGACCUUCAAAUGGUGAAAAUCAAAUGGUCAAAGGAUGAUAUGAGAGUCCAUAAGUUGGCAAACCAGUUCAUUGCUAAUGGUGUACCCCUUGACAAGAUUUUAGUCCAUCGGAGUGGAAGUGCUUCUUUUAAUUUUAUCUAA
Molecule: messenger RNA, 1626 nt
Organism: Aegilops tauschii subsp. strangulata
Lineage: Eukaryota; Viridiplantae; Streptophyta; Magnoliopsida; Poales; Poaceae
Source: RefSeq, a predicted model, not a curated record